Messenger RNA from Petromyzon marinus (sea lamprey), 527 nucleotides. The record is from RefSeq and is a predicted model, not a curated record. Lineage: Eukaryota; Metazoa; Chordata; Hyperoartia; Petromyzontiformes; Petromyzontidae.
ACGGGCGGCAGUGGUGAUGGUGGUGGCGCGGCACCUGUGCUCGGUGGGGGAGGCCGCGUGCUCUGCAUGGAUGGCGGUGGCAUUCGGGGCCUGGUGCUCGCUCGCAUCCUUGAUUUCCUCUGGCGAAAGAACAAUCGCCGGAGCCUGGCUGAGCUCUUUGACUGGGUGGCCGGCACCAGCACCGGCGGCAUCCUGGCAAUCGCCAUAGUCCUCGGAUUUCAACCACCGCAAAUAAUAGGGACGUACUUACAAUUGAAGGACAAAGUGUUCCGAGGAGCCAAGCCACAUUCCACCAUAAAGCUGAAAGAGGCCAUGAAAAGUGUAUUUAAGAACGUUAAUCUUGGAUCCACCACACACCCAAGGUAUCAGCAUCUCAACUAACCUCACGCAUCAUUACGCGUCAUCAUAAACACCUAAUUCGAGACUCAAAUAUCGCACCACCUCCUGGCUUUUACAUUGCUCCUCGAAGACACUGUUGGUGUAACAAUCAACCGCAUCAAAACAUAAACAGACCAAUGCGCACCAUA